Pimephales promelas (fathead minnow) is the source of this 3123-nucleotide messenger RNA. It is a transcript of the gene rffl, whose product is annotated as ring finger and FYVE-like domain containing E3 ubiquitin protein ligase. Gene Ontology annotation, biological process: negative regulation of extrinsic apoptotic signaling pathway via death domain receptors; protein K48-linked ubiquitination; proteasome-mediated ubiquitin-dependent protein catabolic process. Gene Ontology annotation, molecular function: ubiquitin protein ligase activity. NCBI's taxonomy places the organism in Eukaryota, Metazoa, Chordata, Actinopteri, Cypriniformes, Leuciscidae. The record is from RefSeq and is a predicted model, not a curated record. Gene Ontology annotation, cellular component: plasma membrane; cytoplasm.
UCUCUUGCAGUAGGUGUGGAGUAUGUGGGCCAGCUGCUGCGGCUGGCUCGGUCUGGAUGAUCCCACUGUGGAGAACACCAGAAGUAGCACACCACAUCAGACCUUCACAAACUCAGGCUUCAGCGGUUACCCAUCACCCCCUGCUCCAGAAAACACAUGCAAGGCCUGUGGAGGUCGCUUUGACAGCCUCGCCAGGAAGCACAUGUGCAUGGACUGCAAGAAAAGCUACUGCAGCCAGUGCUCCGCUCAGCUGGACGCCCAGCCGUGGCUGUGCCACACCUGCCAGCGUUUCCGUGGGAUCUUGUACGAGCGAGCUGAGCUGAUGAGGCUGAAGGUGAAGGAUCUGAGGGAUUAUCUCCACCUGCACGGGGUCCCCACACAGAUGUGCCGAGAGAAGGAGGAGCUGGUCGAGCUGGUCCUCGGCCAACAGACACCUCCGUCUGACACACACAUUCCUCCCCCAAUAACCACGCGCUUGGACCCGCAGGUAGACCCUUACGCUCCAUUCAGCACAGCAAACCUGUCGCAGGACAACAGCACAACAGAACUGGCACCUCAGGCUCAAACAACAGAAGAUGCACAGAGCUUGGCUGAGGCGACAGCUGAAAGUGAAAUGGACGAUGAGCUGCAGGUGGAGCAGGAGAUGCAGUCUUCAGACUCUGAGGAAGUGUUGGCUCCCGGGCGACGGGCGUCCCUCUCAGACCUCAGAUCAGUGGAUGAUAUUGAGGCGUUGAGUGUCCGGCAGUUGAAGGAGAUUCUGGCCAGGAACUUUGUCGACUACAAGGGGUGCUGUGAGAAAUGGGAACUGAUGGAGAGAGUCACGCGUCUCUACCACGACCAGAAGGACCUGCAGAACAUGGUGUCUACCGCCAUAGAAGGCACAGACUCCGGAUCUGGGACGGCGGUGGAGGACUCCCUGUGUAAGAUCUGUAUGGACUCGCCCAUCGACUGCGUCCUGUUGGAGUGCGGGCACAUGGUCACAUGCACAAAGUGCGGCAAACGCAUGAGCGAAUGUCCCAUCUGCCGACAGUAUGUGGUGCGGGCGGUGCACGUGUUCAGAUCCUGAGUGACAUUUCCAUUCACGCGGUCCUUCCCUCGAAAAACAGAUACUGAAUAAAACCGCCAGGUGGCCUUUAAUUCUUGAACAUUUAUCUUGCGGCACUUUAAACGAUACGCAAUAACGCAAUAACUGUACUGGGUUCAGUUUCUUAAAAGUGUGCAUUCUGGAUGUUUUGAAUAGAAAGCUAUAUUUUUAUUGGUCAUGCGAUCCUGUCACAUGUGCAGGUGACUCAAAAUCAAUGCCAUUUCUGCUUCCGCCCCAUUAAUAAACACUGAGAGGAUCAUGUGGAAAGUGCCUCGAAUGUCACUGCCCUGCUGCUUUUGAAUAAUCUCCUCUUUAAGAACCCCCAUAUACUCAAUCUCAGGUUCGAUCCAUCAUCGACGUCCAAGCUGACACGGUACAAACGAGAAUUAGACUCGUCACACACGUCCUGUCGGUUCAUCUCAGAGAUUGACACGAGCGAGUCACGUUUGAUCAAACCGGUUCUCGUUCUGACUUUGCCUCGCUGAAUCUAUCAAACUGAACCCGAUCAAAAUCAUAAGGAAAUUAACCGUUGAGUUUUAAUGCAGAAAAAUCUUAAUGGCCUUCAUUUUCUUUAUUAAAAAAAAGAAAAAAGUAGCACACUGACUCAAUAGUAGACCAAUAGAGCUGUAACCCAUUCGGUUCUGGUCCGGUGUGCGAUACUUUUGUCCUCCCCGGAUGUUAUUUUUGGUCAUGCACCUGUUCUAAGUAUGUGUCGGCUCUCGUUGUUGUGUGGUUGAUGAAACCUCUCUGGUGUGACAGUCAAACUGCUGUUGGCCUGAUGGGCAGAUUCAUCAUUCGGGACCGUUAGGGUCGUUUGGAGGUGUUGUUUGAGGUAGAUCUCCUGCAGGAAUUGGAUUAGCAGCACUUUAGCCGUCAGUAGAGGACGUAUCAGAUGAACAUGCCUCAACGCUCCUGCUGGUGGUUCCUCGCAGGUCACAGGACAAGUAAAGGCCUGCUAACACACUCCGUUCCCUCAAGCUCUUCACAUUCAGUUAGCAUCGACUCGCGCUAUUCUUAGUAAGCCGUGUGGAAACAACAACGUAAAGGAAUGUAGAAUCCACUCGGGAAUUAUCCCACUUAUUCACUCAUGUCAUUCAUUUUUCUGUUUUUACGUACUGUUAGUCUCCUCAAAGCAACACGAAGGACCAUACUUCUCUUUUGGAGUUCACAAAUUUGUAUUUUUCAUACUUUAAAUUCCAGAAAGGGUGGCGUUAGACGCCUCCCACCAGAUCGGACAUCUUCAUCAAACGGUUUUCCUACAUGUUGUCUCAAUCCCAUGAGAAGUUUUAAUGUGGUGGAUUGUUGGGUGUGUUGUGACCAGUCACAAUGGACGUUUCGAUAUAUAUGACUGCAAAGUAAUAUAAUAUAUGACAUAUUAUUCAGUCAUAUGGAUUUUAGCAGUAGAAGUAUGAUGUGUUGUUCUCUUGUGGAGCUCGGCAGUAUAAAUCACCAUCGACUUUAACUGUAAUUGAACACUUUUGGUGUUCAAGCUGAAAAUAAUACAGGGUUGGAACGUCAUUAGGGUUAAUAAAUAAUGUUAAUUUUACAUUUUUGGAGAACUAUACUCUUUUAAUUAGAAAGGCACAAUUGAGUUUUUUUUCUGGCUUGCCAACUGUUAAAUGUUUUAUUGCCACGGUUGCCUUAAGGUUUUCUUUCGACGGGAAUCACUGAGAAAAUAAUAAUAAUAAAUAAAUAAAAGCAUUCAAAUCUCAAGACGAGCUAAUACAAAAAUGAACCCAAAGUUGUUCGAAGCGACUUUGGGUGACUUAAAACUUGAUUUCCUACCACUGUGAAGUAAUGAGACAAUAAUCAUUUUGAGGACCAGGUUUGGAUCAGUGUUGUCAUUAGUUACUGUAAAAAGAGGCAACACUUUCGUUCUCAUUACAAACGUCUAUUAAUGGUAAUGGUGCGAAGCAGACGACUUAAUUUCUUAAUAUGAACUGAUAAGAUAUAUUUUAAAAACGCAGGCUACUAAGCCACCAAAGUAGAUUUUGUGUGUUUGUUCGUUGAAGAAUUUUGUAUUAAAUAUAUUUCCAACA